CCCAAGUGGCCAGACAGACCAUUCAUCUCUGAAUACCAGGACCAGCUAUCAUUGAAGCAUGAGUUCCCAGCAGCAGAAGCAGCCCUGCACCCUGCCCCCUCAGCUGCAGCAGCACCAGAUGAAACAGCCUUGCCAGCCUCCACCCCAGGAACCAUGUGUUCCCAAAACCAAGGAGCCCUGCCACACAAAAGUGCCUGAGCCUUGCCAGCCCAAGGUGCCUGAGCCCUGCCAACCCAAGGUGCCUGAGCCCUGCCAACCCAAGGUGCCUGAGCCUUGCCAACCCAGUGUGCCUGAGCCCUGCCAACCCAAGGUGCCUGAGCCCUGCCAACCCAAGGUGCCUGAGCCCUGCCAACCCAAGGUGCCUGAGCCUUGCCAAUCUAAGGUGUCAGAGCCCUGCCCCUCAACCGUCACUCCAACACCAGCUCAGCAGAAGACGAAGCAGAAGUAACAUGGAUCACAGACAUGCCCUUGAAGAGGCAACCACUGGAUGCUUCAUCCCCCUUCCCGUUUUGCUCAUGAGUUCCAUUUUUCUUCUGACCUUAAAAUUAGCAUGCUGUCACCCUGAGUCAUAAUCCCUCCUUCUUGAACCCCCUAAAAAGAUGUCCCUCACAUUUACUAUGGAGGGUUUCUGGAGCCCCUGAGUGUGACUCAGUCUCACUGAAUGAGUAGGUCUUCCAGGGGCUCAGAGUUAAUCUGAAGAGGGAUGUUGGGAAGGAUCAAGUGAAUUUUCCCUGUUCUGUCCUCAUUAAAUCACUUUUAACU
Messenger RNA from Sciurus carolinensis (gray squirrel), 762 nucleotides. Its product is annotated as cornifin alpha. Lineage: Eukaryota; Metazoa; Chordata; Mammalia; Rodentia; Sciuridae. The transcript is spliced from 2 exons. Bases 59 to 448 code for a protein of 129 amino acids. The record is from RefSeq and is a predicted model, not a curated record.